AGUAACUGAUAUUACGAAUGACUUAUGAUUUAAUUUGAUGUGCUGAGUGGUUGAUGGUUGAAAUGAUUUAUGAACUGAGGGAACCCUUAAGGGUGGUUAAGUCCAGUUUUAGGGGAGGUUAUGUCCAAAUUUUUAUAAAAAUAUGAGUUGUUGCAAUAUGCCAGGUGGAAUGAUUAUCAAUCAGCUAUCGAGCAGUAUAAAAAUUGGACAACUGCUGACGUCAGGAGAAGGUUGGACGAUCUUUCUCCGGACGGGUUUGUGUGGGAUGCAUACAGUCCCAACCGGAUUGCGCCACAUCUUAUUCCAUUUGAGAUCAACGAUGGUGCAGAGCUCUGGAGUGCGACUGUACCUUUAAUAUGCUUUGAGACUGUGGAGUGGCAUCCCACUGAUAGAGUCAGAAGACAAUUUGGCUUUCAACAAGACCCGCCAGUUGAACCAAUGAAACUCGGCGCAUCCCAUAACAUAGUGCUGACGGGACCCAAAAACAAAAACUGGGGUGUAGAACACGAAAAAUGGAUCUCACAGUGGUUAAACAGUCCUGCAUCCGUAUUAACCGGUGCACAUGGCGACCAUUAUCAACCUUCUGAGCAGUACAUGGACUGGUAUGUUCGUAAUUUCGGUCAUCACCUGCGUCUCUCCGAGCAUGCCAAUGAAGAACAACAACCACAGCAAGAGCAAUCACAUCAACAAGAGCAACCAGCUCAGCAACAACACCCACCAUGGCAAGAUCAACAACCAUAUUCACAGCCAUAUACAUACCCACCGUAUCCGUACCUACCACAUCCACAAGCAUAUGCAUACCCACCAUGCGCACAACCAUGUCCACAACCUUUCACUCAGCCUGUUAUAUCAUAUCCACCAUACUCACAGGAAUAUGCACAACCUUUCACUCAGCCUACCAUACAGCCAUACACACAGGCCUCUACGAUGCACGAGGAAUACAUACCGACCCAGGCACCGCACUAUUCGUUGACACAAAUACUAGGGACAUCGACACAUGAUGAGGAACAGUAUAGGCAUAUUAUUGAUUGGGUUCAAGGUCCUGAGUCAUCUCAAUGGGUAGAUAAUUUAUUCUCUACCCAAGACCCUGUACAGGUGCCGGUGCCUCAAGAGGGUCCUGGUCGAUUAUCUUUGGAUGCAAGUCGUCCACCGCGGUCCUUUUCUGAGUACUCUAUGCCGAGAAGCUCUGUUGAUUCUGGUAGGAGUGUCCAUAGGGGGAUUGGAUGUCGGCAGACUCCGACACGGAUUUCUAUGCCCGAAGAGGAUGAGGAGGAGACUGACAAUGUGGUUGAGGAGACUAGUGCAGGGGAGCAUGAAGUCGAUCAGCUCGGUUUAGUUCCUGAUGCGGUUGAUGAGGGCGGUACAAGUGAUGAAAUGGUUGACGAAGCAGGUGUAAGUAAUUUGAUUGUUAUGCAUUGUGAUAUUCCAACAAAUUGCUAG
Arachis ipaensis is the source of this 1440-nucleotide messenger RNA. NCBI's taxonomy places the organism in Eukaryota, Viridiplantae, Streptophyta, Magnoliopsida, Fabales, Fabaceae. The record is from RefSeq and is a predicted model, not a curated record.